Molecule: messenger RNA, 1179 nt
Organism: Corvus hawaiiensis (hawaiian crow)
Lineage: Eukaryota; Metazoa; Chordata; Aves; Passeriformes; Corvidae
Product: aldo-keto reductase family 1 member B1-like
Exons: 10
Coding region: 12-965 (317 amino acids)
Cellular component (GO): cytosol
Molecular function (GO): aldose reductase (NADPH) activity
Source: RefSeq, a predicted model, not a curated record
UCACGGCGGCCAUGGCGGCCAUGGCGGGGUACGCGCGGCUCGGGGCCGCCGGCAGCGCGCCCCUCCUGGGGCUGGGCACAUGGAAGUCCCCCCCAGGUAAGGUCGCAGCUGCGGUGAUGGCUGCCAUCGAUGCCGGGUACCGCCACUUCGACUGUGCCUACGUGUACCAGAAUGAGAACGAAGUUGGGGAAGGGAUCCAGCAGAAAAUCAAGGAAGGUGUUGUGAAACGAGAGGACCUCUUCGUAGUCAGUAAGCUGUGGUGCACCUUUCAUGAGAAGCGUCUGGUGAAGGGAGCCUGCCAGAAGACUCUUGCAGACUUGAAGCUGGAUUACCUGGAUCUCUACCUUGUCCACUGGCCUUUUGGCUUCAAGGCAGGAGAGGAGCUGUUCCCUGUAGAUGACAAAGGGAUGGCUAUCCCCAGCAGCACUGAUAUUCUAGAGACGUGGGAGGCCAUGGAGGAGCUGGUGGAUGCUGGCCUGGUCAAAGCCAUUGGAAUCUCCAACUUCAACCGCGAGCAGACUGAAAGAAUCUUGAACAAGCCAGGGCUGAAACACAAGCCUGCAAAUAACCAGGUUGAGUGUCAUCCAUACCUUUCCCAGGAGAAGCUGAUUGACUACUGCCACUCCAAAGGGAUCACUGUGACAGCAUACUGUCCCCUUGGACGUCCUGACGGUUCUAAGCCAGAGGCACCGUCCCUUCUGGAUGACCCCAAGGUCAAGGAGAUUGCAGCCAAGCACAACAAGACCCCAGCACAGGUUCUCCUUCGCUUCCAGAUCCAGAGAAAUGUGAUUGUGAUUCCCAAAUCUGUCACCCCACAGCGCAUUGUGGAGAACUUCCAGGUGUUUGACUUUGAACUGACUAAAGAGGAGAUGGCAACCCUUCUCAGCUUAAACAGAAACUGGAGGAUCUGUGAAAUGAUCACGUGCAAAAAUCACAAGGAGUACCCUUUCAAUGCAGAAUACUGAAGAUGGUUGUUUUUCUACCCUCUCUCAGGCCUCUAGGGUCUAAUAAGCUUCUACCAUUGCCUCAAAUUGUGCACUAUGUAGCUUACACACUGUAUCCCUCCUGCCAGCAAAGGCACAGGAUAUGUGUUCAGUGACUUUGGGUUUUUUCCUUUGGUGGAAGGAAACAGUACAGUUGUUCUGAAGAAUAAAAUAUGGGCUAUGAUAAUUCUCAUUA